Messenger RNA from Chenopodium quinoa (quinoa), 1405 nucleotides. RefSeq lists its product as uncharacterized. Gene Ontology annotation, biological process: DNA transposition. The transcript is spliced from 4 exons. The coding region runs from base 413 to 1405 and encodes 330 amino acids. The record is from RefSeq and is a predicted model, not a curated record. Gene Ontology annotation, molecular function: DNA binding; transposase activity. Lineage: Eukaryota; Viridiplantae; Streptophyta; Magnoliopsida; Caryophyllales; Amaranthaceae.
GUAAUUAAAGUUGAAUUUGAUUAAAUUAAGUAUGAUUUAGUGUAAUGUGUGAAUUAUUUAGUUUAAAUCAUUGAUUUUAUUGACUGUUGACUGGUUUGUCAUUGUGUUGGUUUAAAUAUGUUUGAUUUUGUUGAUUAAAGUAUUGCGGUUGACUGUGUAAUGGGGUUAGCUAUGUUGGGUUUUAUUGAUUUGCUUUGCAUUUGUUUAUUAGGUAGAAAAAUGGCCGACAACGAAGAUGGAUUAAUUGAUAUAGUAUUUAGAGUAGGGGGUGCUUUUGUUACUAAACAAGUGUCAAAAUCAAAGCAUUUGCUUUGUUGGUGUGGUGGGUUAUGUUAUUGGAGGAGGGAUGUGGUAGUGGAUAAGAUAGAUUUGCAUUAUUUGAGGGUAGCUGUUGUGCUGUGCAUGGGCUUGGAUGGCAAGAUGUAGAGCUAAGUUGAUCAUUUUUGGUUCAGCAAGAGAGCAAUAUGCUAGGGUAUGGGAUUAUGGGAAGGCUGUACUGAAAUACAACCCUGGGUCUGGUUGUAAUGUUGUGAUUGAUGGCAUUGAAAAGCCUGAGCCUCCCUUGUUUAUGAGGAUGUUUAUUUGUUUAAGGCCUUUGAAGGAUGGGUUCUUGAAGGGUUGUAGGCCAAUUAUAGGGGUGGAUGGCUGCCACUUGAAAGGAGGUUAUCCAGGCCAGAUUUUAGUUGCAGUCUCCAAGGAUGGGAACAACAGCAUUUACCCCAUUGCUUGGGCAACUUGUGAGGUUGAAAACAGGGAGACUUGGGUCUGGUUUCUGGAAUCCUUGAUGCAAUGCAUUGGAAGUGCAGAUGGGGCAGGCUUUACCUUCAUGUCAGAUAGGCAGAAGGGACUGGUUGAAGCUCUGUCUGAAGUUGUGCCUAAUGCAGAGACUAGGUUCUGUGUUAGGCACAUUUGGGCAAAUUUCAAGUUGAAGUUCACUGGAUCAGUUUUCAAAGAGCUCUUUUGGAGUGCUGCAAGAGCAACAACAUUUGUUGAGUUUCAGAUAGCCAUGCAACAGAUUAGGGAGCUUGAUGAGUAUGCUUACAAUUAUUUGGAGAACAUCCCCACUCAUCACUGGUGCAGACAUGCAUUCAGUGACAGUUGCAGGUCCAACAUGUUACUAAACAACAUGUGUGAGACUUUCAACUCUGUUAUCAGAGAUGCAAGAGACAAACCUAUCCUCACCCAAAUGGAAUGGAUGAGGAGGUACAUGAUGAGGAGAAAUAAUGAGAAGUGGGAGGACUCCAAGGAAAUCACAACCAACAUCACUCCAUAUGUGCAUAAGCUAUUUCAGAGGAUGAGCUAUGUGGCUAGGAAUUGCAUAAUUGAAGCUGCCAGGGAUGACACUUAUGAAGUGCAGCUGAAUGAUGACCAGGCAUCCCAUGUAUUCAUGCAUUUGCAUGCAUAA